GACUUAAUUGUAUCCCCCUCCCUCCUCUCCUCCUGGCUGCUGCUGCUGACUAAACCCUCCGUCGACGCUCCACUUGCCUUCAGUUCUGGAUACAGCUAAGACAUGGCUUUCUUUCCAAGAGCCUUUUUGCUGCUUUUUCACAUCCUGCUGGUCCGGAGCGUUUUGGGCAAGGUAAAGCUGACUAUGGUCGACAACCUUGAGGUGUACCUGGGUGACUCGGCCUCGAUUCCCUGCCACUACAGCUUCACUGACAUUGAGAAGGAACCCAGUUUCUUCAUGAUCCAGUGGUUUGUGAAAGCGGCAGGAAACGGCACACGAGUGCGCAUCUACUACGCUGACGUGUCUCAGCAAGUGAUUGACAACAACACAGAUUACAGCGGUCGCAUCGAGGUGAAGUUGGAAGAGAAGGAAGCCAUCCUGGUGAUCCGGAAGGUGCAGCUCUCUGACGAGAGGGAGUUCUUCUGCCAGGUUAAUGGACUGGCUGCUGGGACUAAUGAGAGCAGGACCAACCUCCGUGUCUUUCAUCCACCAGAGUCUCCAGUCAUUGAAGGUGCCCUUACUGGAAUAUCUGUGACGAAACAAGGUCUCUCUAAGGUGGCUUCAUGUGAGGUUCGGAAUGGCUUCCCCAAGCCCAACAUCACAUGGUACAAGAAUGAAAAGUAUUUAACACCUGUCCCAGACAAGGCAAAUAUUCUCAUUCUGGUGACACGGGAGUCCAGUGGUUUCUACUCUGUCCAGAGCACGCUGGAUUACAAGGUGGAGAAAGAGGACAAGAAUUCCCUUUUCCUCUGUGAGGUCAGCUUUGCGGUUCCAGGAGCCAUCAGGACCACCAACACCCGUGCCAUCAACAUCACAGUUCAUUACCCCACAACCACAAUGAAGCUGUGGAAGGAGCUGCCCCAGGGCCUGGUCAAAGAGGGGGAUACUGUGAAGCUUGGUUGCCAGGGCGAUGGCAACCCCCCGCCUCACGUCAUUUUCAACAGAGGACAAGAGCCAAAUAAGGUUUUAAACAGCAGUGGAAACAUCUUGACCCUGACAUCAGUUUCGCGUAAGGACAGCGGCGUUUACACGUGCCGACCUUUGGGCGUGGACGAGAGCAGCAAGGUCAAAGGAGAGAUGGAGCUGGCAGUGCACUACUUGGACCCAGCAUUCGUGGUGCCGAAAGACUCUGAGAUGAUGCUCAGAGGGGAGGAGCUGACUGCCACUUGCAACGCUCUGUCCUCCCUCCCAACAUCCACUGUCUGGUACAAGGAUCGGAAAAAGGUGGGACAGGGGCACACUUUGCAUCUGACUGAUGCCUCCUAUCAAACAAGUGGAGAGUACAAAUGUGAGGUGACCGUUCCCUCCCUGCCCGCCCUGCGUACCAGCGGCUCUGUUCACAUCAUCGUCCAAGGCAGCCCUGAGAUGGAAGGAGGAGAGCAGGAGGUGCAGCUGGAGGAAGCUGUGGGCAGGACCGUGAACCUGAGCUGUAAGGCUGUGGGUCAUCCUCGGCCCAGUAUCUCCUGGACCAUUGCUGGCAGCCAGAGCUGGAAGGAGAUUGUGAACCAAGCACAUGAGGACUCCGUAAACAGCGUGGUGUCCAUCGAGGUCACCUCGGACGUCAGCGCCACCUGCAAUGCUUCCAACGACAUGGGCACCGAAGCCAAAAUCUACCACAUCAAAGCCAAUCCCAGGAUCAUGAAAUUUCCCGAGGGCAGGGGGAUCAUCAUCGUGGUGAUCAUUCUGUGUCUGCUGCUGCUGGCCUUCCUCGGCAGCAUUCUCUACUUUCUCCAUAAGAAGAGCAAGCUCCCCUGCAAGUUCACCAAAGAGAAGACCGCCACCGAUGACGUUGAGAAGAAAACCAACGCAAAGCCUGAGACAACCCCCCUCAACAUUCCCAACAGCGAGAAGAAAGGUCCUAACGACCAGUGAAGCUUUGACCUUGUGAUGCGGCAGCCGGCAGGUCACACCAAGCCAACACUCGGUUUUUCCGGAGAAAUUCCCACAGACCCUGCAGAGAGCCGCCGCCCCACAGUCCGGACAUUCCCACCGAGCUUUGUUCUUUGCAGUAUUCCGUAGUUUUACUCACAUUCAUUCAAAAACACACAGACAGACAUGCACAUAUGCUUGUUCAGAUGAGUAUUUUCUUUUUGAAUGUAUGCUUCUCAUCGUCUAGUUUGUUCCUUGGUUUUUCAGUUCCCCUGUUCUGUGUGCAUGGUGGUGUUUUAUUCCCACCAUCAUCCUUUUUUUUUUUACAUGAAAAUGUACAUAUUCUGUAUAUUUUGUUAUUUAAGGUGUUUGUCACUCAGACUUUGGUUUGUGUGUUCAUGGAUCCAGGUGAGGUUUCAGACACGGCAUGUUGUUAGGAUAACGUUCUGAGAGGUUUGGCAGUUUGUUUGUUAGAAUUUGGUUGCGGUAGUUUUAGAAAUUGGUGUUAAAAUGAAACAAAAAAUUGUUUGUUUUUUUUAAAAAGCAAGUAUUUUUCUUUAGAAUCCCCGUUUUACUUUUGAGUGUAUGGUCAUCUGCAGAACUUGAUGCACGAUAUUGACGACAAUAAUCAUUUCUGUGAAACGAGACACACUGGCGGCCUUCUUUUGCAAACUGCUGUCAAGCCGUUGUACUGUAUGUAAAUACAUGUAGCGACCUGCUUAGAGGACACCUCAGACUGUUUCUGAGGAUGGAGAAGUCAGACUUAGAGUUCUGCUGUGCCUGUUUUUUGUUGUUUUCUUUGACAGCUAUCAUACACUGACUUAUUGGUUUCGCUUUGGUUUCAUGUAAGUUGCUGUAAAAGGCUGAUGUCUGCAGAGGCGUCUCGGUGUUUUUGCAUAUUUAACCUGUAAGACACAUUUGUGGGAUUUUGGAUAUCUAUACCUUCAGGAAAAAAGUAGUUUUUUUUACGCUUUUAUUGGAGUCUCAGAGCUGAGCAUCAUUUUUUUCUGAUCUGAAAAUAACAUGUUUUUUUUUGUGUUGCUUUUCAUCCCACUUUAUUGCAAAAAAAAGAUUUCAAAAACAGUUACCAGAAGACAAACACAUGAUUGGGCUUCCAUGUGUAAUGUCUGAGAUGCAAAACAGGAUUAGAACAGUUAAAUUGUGGAUUGCAUUUUAACCUUUAGUUGUUUUGAUUUUUGAAAAUGUGCUGAAAAUUGUUAGUUUUCCUUUUUUUUUUGGUCAAAGUUUGUCUGUCUGUGGAGGGAUUACACAGCUCUGAGUGAAACGUAUUUAAACAGAUGAGGCACAGAUGGGAGAAAAUGUUAAACACAAAGUGAGGACAUGCAGAAACACUGCCGGGCUCCUCUGAAGACCAGUUUUGUGUAUUUUAUUGUGAAAUAAUUUGGUUGUUGAGAAUGCUAUACCGCCUUGGUGGCUCAAGAAGUGGCGACGCAUUUUCUUCUUUCUUUUAAUUCUCCUUUCUGAACGUCAGCACAUCCUCAGGCAAGAGCUGCUCCUUCCAGCGGGAUUGAAAGCUGCAGGAAGUCAUACACAAACAUUUCUGAUUGGAUCCACGAAUCUGCGGUUCCUCUGUUUGGUUCAAACUACACCCUUAGGUUGAUGUUCUAGAUUUUUUCAUGGUUGUGAAAACUUUUGCUUUUUAAAAAACAAUUCCUUUUUCUGUGUGUAAAAUACUUACUGUACAUGUGAUCCCCUUAUGCUUGCUUUUUUAUUUUAUGUUUUGCAAAAAAAAAAAGCCAAAUAAAAGUUUCAUGAAAAGGAA
This is a messenger RNA of Oryzias latipes (Japanese medaka), 3691 nucleotides long. RefSeq names its product melanoma cell adhesion molecule a (gene mcama). The record is from RefSeq and is a predicted model, not a curated record. NCBI's taxonomy places the organism in Eukaryota, Metazoa, Chordata, Actinopteri, Beloniformes, Adrianichthyidae. Gene Ontology annotation, molecular function: laminin receptor activity. Gene Ontology annotation, cellular component: plasma membrane.